Messenger RNA from Aedes aegypti (yellow fever mosquito), 1440 nucleotides. Its product is annotated as melanization protease 1. The transcript is spliced from 4 exons. The coding region runs from base 159 to 1322 and encodes 387 amino acids. Lineage: Eukaryota; Metazoa; Arthropoda; Insecta; Diptera; Culicidae. The record is from RefSeq and is a predicted model, not a curated record. Gene Ontology annotation, biological process: proteolysis. Gene Ontology annotation, molecular function: serine-type endopeptidase activity.
AUCGAUCUCGUAUCAGUUCUUCGCGUAGAAUUCGAGCGAUCGGACGCAUUGCAGUGCGUACUCCGAGGUGGUACAACCAAAAACUGCACAGAAACCUGAAAUAAUUCACAUCUUCCGAUAAGAAGUCGCCCAUCCUUGGGGUUCAACAGCAAGCCGAAAUGGAGGCUGGACCACUUACUCGAGUGUUGAUCUGUUCUUUAGUGAUUCUGAGCUCGUGCCAUGGUGCGGUGAAAGCACAAAGUGCUCCAUGUUCCACACCAACCAAUCAAGCGGGCACGUGUGUGGCAAUUGAGCGGUGCCGGAAUAUUUACAACAUUGUGAACAACCCAACGCCACCUCCGGUCGGUAUUGCCAAUUACAUCAAAAGGGCUGCCUGUACUCUACCGAGCGUGCCGCGCAGUGUUUGCUGUCAACCGGCAGAGGUUGUUCCCGAACCGACGACACUUUCACCUCCCGUCACAGCAUCCUCGUGGACGCAUCCCAAACUGAAUCUUCUGCCCAGGGACUGCGGCCAAACGGUCUCCGACAGGCUAGCCUACGGCAAUGUAACCAAGGUAUUCGAAUUCCCCUGGAUGGCCGUGCUGCGGUACGACUAUAAUGGCGCCAUCACCGACGGAUGCGGCGGAGCGAUAAUCAACAAGCGGUACAUCCUGACCGCAGCGCAUUGUGUUAAAACCAGAAGCACUAUGCCUUUACAUAGCGUUGUACUGGGGGAGCACACCAAGAAUCAAGAAAUGGAUUGCAACAUCUACAACGAUAAGUUUGGCAAAGAAAUAGAACGAGACUGCGCUGAUCCGAUUGAGGUGUUCGGAAUUGACAAGUUCAUAGUGCACCCGGACUACAAUCGUCCCAAAUACAGCAACGAUAUUGCAUUGAUCCGGCUUAAUAGAGAUGUCGUUAUGAAAGAUCACAUUCGCCCCAUCUGUUUGCCAGUGACAUCCGCCCUUCAGAGGCAAACGUUCGACAAGUACAUCGUUACCGGAUGGGGAACUACGGAAGAAAAAGUGGGGUCAAAUAUUUUGCUGCAGGCCAAUAUACCGCAUGUGAGCAUUGCCGACUGUCAGCGAAAAAUGAACGAAAACCGUCUGAACAUCCAGCUGAGCGAAAAGCAGCUUUGCGCAGGUGGAGUGAACAAGGUGGACACGUGCAAGGGUGAUUCUGGUGGACCGCUAGGGUUCAGCGCCACCCACAAUGGUGCCCGGUUCAUGCAGUUUGGCAUCGUUUCGCUCGGAGUUGAUUCCUGUGGGGAGAAGAGCGUACCGGGAAUCUACUGUCGAGUGUCCGCCUAUAUGGAUUGGAUCCUGAACAACAUGGAAGCAUAGCCGCGUAGAGACAAUGAAUGUGAAGCACCGUGUGCAUGUGUUCCCAUAAGACUUGCGUUAGUGUGAUAGGAGUUGCAAUUUUGGAUGAAACCAAAUAUAUUUUAUGAAACUUGAAAAA